Messenger RNA from Kwoniella mangroviensis CBS 8507, 660 nucleotides. RefSeq lists its product as uncharacterized. The coding region runs from base 1 to 660 and encodes 219 amino acids. The transcript is spliced from 2 exons. The record is from RefSeq and is a predicted model, not a curated record. Lineage: Eukaryota; Fungi; Basidiomycota; Tremellomycetes; Tremellales; Cryptococcaceae.
AUGAACAUAGACGCAUUUACCGCCCUCAAAAGAGUAAAUUCAUUACCCUCUCUUACGUUCCUCUCAAUCACAGAUAAGGAUUUGAAGUAUACCCUGCCGCUCUUACAGCCCGAUACGAUACCCGAAUCGGAUACUAUGACGACCUUAUAUUUGAAUGGGUAUUCAACUCUCGCACAAGGCACAACUUCCUUCGCAUGGGACGAAGAAUACCAAGGACUCCCUGCGCCUAUCCGACCGAUCCCGUCGUCUAUCCUAGCUCGGAUUCGACAAUCAAAGAAUCUACGACUCAUCUUGUUUCCUACAGACCAUGUUGAUGAGCUCAGUCAUGUCGGCGGAGAAUAUCGAUCAGAUCAGGAAGCCCUCAAGACGAUAGGACGGGGUGUACUGAUACGUACUUACACCACUACUGAUCCAUAUGGGGAGGUGGAUACCUGCACUCAUUCCAGGAGUUAUUCUGCUCGUCACACUCACGUUUCUAAUGCUCAAGUGUAUCAUGCUGAGGACGUAUGGGAAGAAUAUACUGACUUCUACGGCAAAUACGUCAAUGCGUCCGUGCUAGGUGAAGUGUAUAAAGUAUCUGGAGAAGAGGGGAUGUGGACGGAAGGAGGAAGAGACUUGCAAAUGCCCGAACAGAGCUGGGAUGUGCUCCGAAAGGGGUAG